Molecule: messenger RNA, 1291 nt
Organism: Thamnophis sirtalis
Lineage: Eukaryota; Metazoa; Chordata; Lepidosauria; Squamata; Natricidae
Gene: PHPT1
Product: phosphohistidine phosphatase 1
Biological process (GO): peptidyl-histidine dephosphorylation
Cellular component (GO): cytosol
Molecular function (GO): protein histidine phosphatase activity
Source: RefSeq, a predicted model, not a curated record
GCGCAGAAGCUUCCAAGCCGGGGCGGCGAUGGCGGACGGGGACCUGGGAGGCGUCCCUGACGCGCUCAUCGACUCGGACGGCGUCUUCAAGUACGUUUUGAUCCGCGUGGAGCCCGCGGGCUCCGGGCCCGGCAAGGACAUCAUCCGCGGACACGCCUGGGCCGAAUACCACGCCGACAUCUUCGAUCAAGCGGCCGAGGAGCUGGAGAAGCGGGGCUUCCGCUGCCGGUGCCUGGGGGGCGGCCGCAUCUCCCACCAGAGCGGCGCCAAGAAGAUCCACGUCUAUGGCUACUCCGUGGGUUUUGGCCGAGCAAAACAUGCCAUUGCCACAGAGAAGUUGAAGGCCAGGUAUCCCGAUUACGAAGUCACCUGGGCCGAUGAAGGCUACUGACCACUGCCUUCAAGAGUUCACCUUUGCGACCGAACAGCAGCAAGCGGGAACAGAUGCGGGAGGCCGCAUGUUGAACACCUGCCAGCCUCUGGAUCUGUACACUGGACUGUCCUGUGAUCAAACCUCUUGUGCGUUGGUAGAAGGAAAUAAAUGAUUGCGCUCGCUGCCUAAGAUGUCACGCUCCCUCACGCAUCUCCCUGGAUCCACUCGCUUCCCGCGGUGUCUUUUGACUAAGAGAAACAGCGGUGAAGGGAGGAAUAUAGUUUUGUGUUUGUGUGGACUGGGGAAAACGCAGAGGAAGCAGCUGAAGUAAUAAGCCUGGGUACCUGCACUGUUUAGAAUGCAAACUCGCAAAGAUCGUCUUCAUCCGCUUGCAACGAUGCUUCCGCUUCGCCUGCACACAAAGCAGCAGUGUUCCCCUUGCAGCUUUAAGUUGCUUUGCUGUCUUGAUAACUGUAGCCAGUAGGUUUCUUUUUCUCCUGGAAAUCACAGUAAAUGUAACCUCCUCGUGUAACAUGCUAGAAAGGGAAGUCCCGUGGCCCUGGUCUGGGCCUGGUCCAAACUGCAUGCCGAGGAGGGCUUUUUCUCCGCCGUCUCCUGUCCAUCCAGCAUGGAAACAUGGAUUUCUUUGGCAGUUCAGGGCAAAGCAGUGCUUAGGCUUCUCCUGCUAAUGCCCUGCUGACGAGAUUUCUGGACAGCGUUCAAGUCUGCAAGAUCUUCCCUGGAGAUUAUGACUUGAUUGCACGAAGUCCAAGGGCGCCUUCACGGAAAUGAGGUUGGAUUUCUUGCAUGUGAGAGCAACAAAGCUCUUAUGAAACCUCACUUUCUUGGAAAGAAGGUUUUGCAAUCUGUCGCAGUCUGGUUCUCGGGGUGUAUUUAAAUAAAAGAGUGUACAACUUG